Molecule: messenger RNA, 727 nt
Organism: Python bivittatus (Burmese python)
Lineage: Eukaryota; Metazoa; Chordata; Lepidosauria; Squamata; Pythonidae
Gene: HEMGN
Product: hemogen
Biological process (GO): cell differentiation; regulation of osteoblast differentiation
Cellular component (GO): nucleoplasm
Source: RefSeq, a predicted model, not a curated record
CUCAUUUUGCACUAUACCAUCAGAUGUGUUACAUGAUCCAGCUCCUUUUUCUAUAUAAAUAUUUAAAAUAAACUGUUACAGAUGGCAAGCUUAGAAAAGGAUCAUUCAUACUCUGAAAAUCCACAGCAGCCAGGGGCCACACCUGAAGAGUAUGCAGUUCCAGAUGUUGGCAUUUCACGCCGUUUGAGAGACCGAGAACUUCUCAGAAAAAGGAAAGCAGAAGCAGAUGAAAAAGACACUCAACAGUGGGUUCUGGGGGAGCAAAAGAAGCACAAGCGAGCGCGGAAAGGAAGAGCAACUGGAAGGGGCCGAGGCCGGCGUCAGGCUCUACAACCAGAGCCACAACCAGAAUCGCAGCCAGAGGAAGCAGAGAGCCAUGAAACACAGGUGACCGCAGUGGAAGAAAAGGUUGAAGUACCUCAUGGACUCCAUGAAGAAUGUUCUGCCCCUGUGGUGGAAACUGAAGGGCUGUAUUCCCAACAGGAAGUAACUCCAUCUGUUUUCAGAUGUGCCCACCAACCAGCACUAGAGGAGACACCAAGACCAGAAGGAUCAGAGGACCCUCAGUCUUUGGAAAAUGAUCAUUUGGAGCAAGGUUUAUUUGGCUUUUAAUUUAAAAGUUGGGUGCAGAUAAUAAUUGUUCCUAUUCAAUAUGAAAAUGCUGUUAGGCUAUAUGAUACCUGUCAUUCUUGUGUGAGCAAUAAAAAUCCGGUAGCCUUUGUUGUCA